Ziziphus jujuba (common jujube) is the source of this 609-nucleotide messenger RNA. RefSeq lists its product as uncharacterized. The record is from RefSeq and is a predicted model, not a curated record. NCBI's taxonomy places the organism in Eukaryota, Viridiplantae, Streptophyta, Magnoliopsida, Rosales, Rhamnaceae. The transcript has a single exon. Bases 1 to 609 code for a protein of 202 amino acids.
AUGAAGUGUCCACCAACAAAGUACAUACCACCACAUGUAAGAGAGGCCAAGAGCUCACCAACUGGAUCAAAGAAAGUUGAACUAGCACCUUACCUAAGCAAACCUAUUGACAAGCACAACAAAGGUGAGGAGAGGAAUCAAGCCUACAAGAAAAUCCCACCUCCACCUUUCCCAUCUAGGUUUAGGAAUGCAAAGUUAGAUAAUCGAUUUAAAAAGUUUCUUGAUGUAUUUAAGCAAUUGCAUGUAAAUAUCCCUUUCAUAGAUGCCUUAGAACAAAUGCCUUCCUAUGUUAAGUUUUUGAUGGAGAUAUUGUCAAACAAAAGGAGGUGGGAGAAUUAUGGGUUAGUAGCUUUGAGUGAGGAGAGUAGUGCUAAGUUACACCAUAGGAUUCCACCCAAGUUAAAAGAUCCAGGAAGCUUUGAUAUCCCGUGUAACAUUGGACAUUAUAGUUUUAUGGCUCGUUGUGAUUUAGGUGCUAGCAUUAAUUUGAUGCCAUAUAGCAUUUACAAGAAGCUUGGAGUGGGAGAUGUGAAGCCUACCAUAGUGACUCUUCAAAUGGCGGAUCGAAGCAUCAAAAGGCAAAGGGAAUAUUGGAGGACGUACUUGUAA